CCGGACAUUCUGAAAAAGAAACACUAUGUGAACGCUAGAGAGGAAAUAUUAAUAAUCCGAGAGCCGGAACACCGAAAAGAUGAAUAAGUUAGCCUCGCUUAACCACUUCACCAAACGCGUGGCAAAGUCCGCAAAUAACGGGCCGGGCGUUGGGGAACAGGUGCGCAUGGCGGACUGUGUGCCUCUGUGUCGCUGCAUGUCGGAUCCGUGUGUUUGUCGCUCCUCACAAGACAGAGAUGGACGGAAUCUACUUCAGGAGCAUGGAGAACGUCUUGAAUCUUGGUCCUCUACGAAAUUUGCCUUUGAUAAUCUGGCGUAUGAGCCGGAGAGCCUCAAUGAACCCAGGCCGAAUUUGGACCACAUCUCUCGGGCGUGUUUCCACCUCAGUGGCCCGGGCUCCCUGGGCAGUGCUCAGGGCCUCCACUCACGGCUCUGCGCCCUCAGCGGUGUAGUGGGUGUGUCCGUGCCCCCGUCUGAUGGCCGAGCCUGGGUAGACCACCGCCCCUCCAUGGUCACGGCCAGAGAGAUCCUGCAGGAGAUCCAGGGAAUGGGAUACAGGUUGGGAAACGUGACCAGCACGUGGGUGGCCAAUCCUGGUGAACCAGUGCCAGAGGAGAGCUGGGUGAGGUUCAGGGUGGAGGGAAUGACAUGCCACUCAUGUUGCCACUCCAUCGAAGGGAGGCUCGGAGCACUGCAAGGGGUUGUGGGUAUCCAGGUGUCUUUAAGCAAGAAGGAAGCUGUUGUACAGUUUAACUCAUCGGAAGUGAAUCAUGAACAACUAAGGGGACAUAUAGAAGACAUGGGUUAUGAUGCCUUUCCAAUAGACCCACAUUCACUGGAGUCAGCUCACACUGGAGUUCACCCAGCACAGAUUGUUCAGGUGAGGUUAGGUGUAGAAGGGAUGCAUUGUGGGUCAUGUGUAAAGAAUAUCACAGAGAGCUUAUCCGGAAUGCUAGGCGUCUGGUCUGUGCUUGUGUCCCUGGAAAACAAAUGCGUGGAUUUGAAAUAUGACAUAUCUUUGAUUACUCUGGAUACAGUCAAAGGGAUGUUGGAGAACCUUCCUCCUGGGGAUUUCAGGGUAACCCUUCCAGAUGAUGUUCCAGAAUUGUCUUUUCACAACCUAAGGAAUGAUGCCUCGGCAUGCUCUCAGAAUGUUGGAACUCAUUCUGUGGAUGGCAUUCGGCUCCAGAAAGUGACAGUAGGAAUAAAAGGAAUGACUUGUGACUCUUGUGUACAGUCCAUAGAGGGACUGGUAUCUCAGAGAGAUGGUGUGCACUCCGUGACGGUGUGUCUGAGCGAGGAGAAGGGAAUAAUCACGUUUGACCCCAUUCUGACCUGUCCUAUGGAGCUCAGGAAUGCCAUUGAGGACAUGGGUUUUGAAGUACACCUGCAAGAAGAUUCUGUCCUAGGGGACACCUUCUUCAGCAGGCAGGGGUCACACAAAAGCACACCCCCUUACCUCAGAAACAUGACUCUACCAAGAUCCAAGCCCCAGACCCCAAAACCUCAUGCAGCAGCAGCAAAUUCAGUGAGAACACAAGUUCCUGAACAGGAGAAGACCCAGAAGUGCUUCGUACGUGUAACUGGGAUGACCUGCGCUUCGUGUGUAGCCAACAUUGAGAGAAACCUGCACAAGCACAAAGGGAUUAAAUCUGUCCUGGUGGCUCUUAUGGCGGGAAAAGUUGAAAUAAAGUAUGACCCGGAGGCUCUGGACCCAGCUAAGAUCGUCCAGCUCAUCAGUGCCCUGGGGUUUGGAGCUUCAGUAAUGGAAGAUGGGGCAGUCAGUGAUGGUGUUCUGAACCUUUCUGUGACAGGUAUGACAUGCGCCUCCUGCGUCCAUAACAUCGAAGCCAAACUCUGCAGAACAGAGGGUGUUCUGGAGGCCACCGUUGCCCUGGCAACCAGCAAGGCACAUGUGAAAUUCGAUCCAGACGUGAUCGGGGCCCGUGAGAUCAUAAGAAGCAUAGAGGGUCUGGGAUUUGGAGUGUCCUUGAUAAAGAAUGAUGCCUUACGAAAGAACGAGGGCUCGGAACUCCAGGGGGAGAUACAGCAGUGGAAGCACGCCUUCCUGUUCUGUCUGGUGUUCGGCAUCCCCGUUAUGGGUCUGAUGAUCUACAUGAUGGUGAUGGACAGCCAACACCCCGAGCACGGGGGCUCCAUGCCUGAAGAGCAGAACAUCCUGCCUGGCCUCUCUAUCCUCAACCUGGCCUUCUUCCUGCUGUGCACACCUGUCCAGAUUUUCGGAGGUAGGCGCUUCUACAUCCAUGCUUACCGUUCUCUGAGGCACGGGGCCGCCAACAUGGACGUGCUCAUCGUCUUGGCAACCACUAUUGCGUACGUGUACUCAUGCGUCAUGCUGCUGGUGGCCAUGGGUGAGGGGGCCAAGCAAAGCCCGGUCACGUUUUUCGAUACACCCCCCAUGCUGUUCGUGUUCAUCGCCCUCGGACGCUGGCUGGAGCACGUUGCCAAGAGCAAGACUUCAGAGGCACUGGCCAAACUAAUCUCUCUGCAGGCCACGGACGCCACUGUAGUGGUACUGGGGCAGGACAACUCCAUUAUCAGUGAGGAGCAGGUCUCCGUCGAGCUGGUUCAGAGAGGAGACGUGGUGAAGGUGUCUCCCGGCGGGAAGUUCCCAGUAGAUGGGAAGGUGAUCGAAGGAACUUCCAUGGCGGACGAGUCACUGAUCACGGGAGAGCCGAUGCCGGUCCGAAAGAAGCCUGGCAGCUGUGUGAUCGCUGGCUCUAUUAACGCACAUGGGGCCUUGCUGGUGGAGGCCACGCAUGUGGGGGCAGACACCACGCUGUGCCAGAUAGUUCGACUGGUCGAGGAGGCACAGACGUCCAAGGCACCAAUCCAGCAAUUAGCAGACAAACUGAGUGGCUACUUCGUCCCUUUCAUCGUCGUUGUCUCCGUGGUUACACUGGGAGCAUGGCUCCUUAUUGGAUUUUUGAACUUUGACAUUGUGGUCAAGUAUUUUCCUAGCUAUGAUAAGAACGUUCCACGGACGGACGUGGUCAUGCGUUUCGCCUUCCAAGCUUCCAUCACGGUGCUGUCGAUCGCCUGCCCCUGCUCUCUUGGCCUGGCAACCCCGACGGCCGUGAUGGUGGGCACCGGGGUGGGCGCCCAGAACGGCAUCCUCAUCAAGGGUGGAGAGCCACUGGAAAUGGCCCACAAGAUCAGAGUGGUGAUGUUCGAUAAAACGGGCACCAUCACUAACGGGGUACCACGGGUGACCCGGGUUCUGGUUCUGUGGGAACAGGCACGCUUGCCCCUACGUACGGUUCUGGCCGUGGUGGGAACGGCAGAGGCCAGCAGUGAACACCCGCUGGGUGUGUCUGUUGCCAAGCAUUGCAAAGAGGAGCUGGGCACGGAGACUCUGGGUUACUGCCAGGACUUCCAGGCUGUGCCAGGCUGUGGAAUCAGCUGCAGGGUUUCCAACUUGGAAGGGCUCCUCGCCGUGGAGGCCAGCCCGGAUUCUGAGGGCAUGCCUGCAUCCCAGCUCAAGCUCCAGGGUUCCACGACGGACGAGAGCAACUUACUCACGGACGCGGGCGGACGCCCAGGUACAGCACAGGCGUCCUACUCUGUCCUGAUCGGGAACAGGCAGUGGAUGCAGAGGAAUGGCCUACACGUCCCAGCCAAUUUGGACGAAGCCAUGAGCAGUCACGAGGCGAAAGGCCAGACGGCCGUCCUGGUGGCCAUAGACGGUGUGCUGUGUGCUAUGCUGGCUAUAGCAGACACUAUAAAAGCGGAAUCUGCCCUGGCAGUGCAGACGCUCUGUAGGAUGGGGAUUGAUGUUAUUAUGAUCACUGGAGAUAACCGACGCACCGCUAAAGCCAUAGCUGCACAGGUGGGAAUCAGGAAGGUGUUUGCUGAGGUCCUGCCCUCUCACAAGGUGGCCAAGGUCCAGGAGCUGCAGGAGAAAGGUGUGAGGGUGGCCAUGGUGGGCGACGGGGUGAACGACUCGCCCGCACUUGCCCGCGCGGACCUGGGCAUCGCCAUUGGGACGGGCACCGAUGUGGCCAUCGAGGCAGCGGAUGUGGUCCUCAUACGGAAUGAUUUACUGGACGUGGUGGCCAGUAUCGAACUGUCCAAGAAGACGGUGCAGAGAAUCCGAGUCAACUUUGUUUUUGCUCUAAUUUACAACCUACUGGGGAUUCCUAUCGCAGCAGGUGUGUUUCUGCCUGUAGGUUUGGUACUCCAGCCCUGGAUGGGCUCAGCAGCUAUGGCUGCGUCCUCUGUCUCCGUACUGCUUUCAUCGCUCCUGCUGCGGCUCUAUAAGAAGACCUCAGCGGAGCAGUACGAGUCGCGCGCUCAUGGCCAAACGUGGAGUCUCAACUCGUCCCAGGUCAGCACCAACGUAGGGCUGGACAGCCGGCCAUGCAGCCCCCACUCCCUCCGCCGCAGCCGGUCCGUUUCCAGAGGUGGAUGCUCCUCCGGCUCCUCCUCCCGGGGCCCCGGGGCCUCCAGCCAGCCCGGUCCGCUUCCUUGCAUCUCCCAUAACCGCCAUUCACUCCUGGACUAUGACCGACAUGGGAAGGAGCUCAUGGUGUAGGAGAUCUAUUCUAGUAGAUGCCUCACUACUUACCGUAAAUAAGUGUGAAAGCAUAACGCAGAGCUGCACGUCUGUUCAGAGUCGUUGUGUGUGUGUGUGUGCUGACGCUCUCUAAUGGAGCACAUAUGUUGUCUUAGAUAUAAGACAAAUUUGGGGUUCUGUAUCAGGGAGAGAAGCUGUUUGUAAUACACCAAUAUACUAAUAUUGUACUCAGUGCACUUAUAUUACAAAUGUCCCAGAGGCCUUUUAUCUGCCUUUUAGUUUUGCACCUAUUUAUCAACAAA
Electrophorus electricus (electric eel) is the source of this 4839-nucleotide messenger RNA. Lineage: Eukaryota; Metazoa; Chordata; Actinopteri; Gymnotiformes; Gymnotidae. The record is from RefSeq and is a predicted model, not a curated record.